AUGUAUCGUCAAGACUCUCUGAUCGCUGUCGCGGCACUCGUGUGCGUGGCCGCGGCUGGUCUCUACCCCGGGAUCACAAACGAAAACCACACUUGCGCUCUUUCGGACCCUAUCCUUUCUUGCAGUGACAAGGCCGAUCCCAACAAGGUCGAUACUUGCUGCACUGAGACAUUUGGUGGUCUGGUACUCCUGACCCAGUACUGGAACACUCACACCGGCCUCGAGGAUCAAAACCAGCUUCUUCCCCAGCGUUCAUGGACUAUCCAUGGCUUGUGGCCUGAUUUCUGCAAUGGCUCCUAUACUCAGUACUGCGACCUAUCCCGGCAGUAUGACCCUCUUCCCUACCCCAACACCACUACAGGGACACCGGAUGGCACGCCUGUUGUGCCCUAUGAUGGCGAGCCCAUCUCCAAGUGGUUCGAGCCCAACGGAAAAGCCGAUCUGAUGGAGUACAUGGAGAAGUACUGGCCCGGACUCGAUCAAGCCAGCUGGAUUCUCUGGGCCCACGAAUAUAGCAAGCAUGCCACUUGCUUCUCUACCUUCCAGACCGAGUGCUACGGUCCUAACAUGCAUGUGUUGGAUGAUCUGUGGGAUUACUUCGAGACCACCAUUGCCUACUUCCGCACACUCCCCAGUUGGGGCUGGCUCGCUACACAUGGCAUCAUCCCUUCCAACAGCACACCGUACACCCUUGGUAAUAUUCAAGAGGCUCUGACCCAAGGGUUUGGUGAGCUGCCUUUUGUCGGUUGCGCCGGUCCUCGCUACAACGAGACCGAGGCUGGCAAGGGCUCGAUGGAUAGUGGCCGCACUGAGCUUAACGAGAUCUGGUACUACUACCAUGUCUUCGGUGCCCCGCAGCGUGCUCAGGGGUUGCGCGUACCUGUGAUCGACAGCUUCGUCACGACCUGUGCCAAGGCUGAGAACGCCAUCAAAUACUACGAGCGCGCAAAGGGUAGCGAGCAGUAG
Messenger RNA from Emericellopsis cladophorae, 966 nucleotides. RefSeq names its product Ribonuclease Trv-like protein. Gene Ontology annotation, molecular function: RNA binding; ribonuclease T2 activity. Bases 1 to 966 code for a protein of 321 amino acids. The record is from RefSeq and is a predicted model, not a curated record. NCBI's taxonomy places the organism in Eukaryota, Fungi, Ascomycota, Sordariomycetes, Hypocreales, Bionectriaceae. Gene Ontology annotation, biological process: RNA catabolic process. The transcript is spliced from 4 exons. Gene Ontology annotation, cellular component: extracellular region.